Loxodonta africana (African savanna elephant) is the source of this 5362-nucleotide messenger RNA. RefSeq names its product ribosomal protein S6 kinase A2 (gene RPS6KA2). Bases 63 to 2066 code for a protein of 667 amino acids. The record is from RefSeq and is a predicted model, not a curated record. Gene Ontology annotation, molecular function: ribosomal protein S6 kinase activity; magnesium ion binding; ATP binding. NCBI's taxonomy places the organism in Eukaryota, Metazoa, Chordata, Mammalia, Proboscidea, Elephantidae. Gene Ontology annotation, biological process: intracellular signal transduction; peptidyl-serine phosphorylation. The transcript has 20 exons.
UGCCCGAGCCUCCCGCCGGCCCCGCGGCUCCUCCUGCCCGGCGCGGGGCCCAGCCGGGGGCCAUGGACGUGACCAUGAAGAAGUUCACGGUGCGCAGGUUCUUCUCCGUCUAUCUCCGCAAGAAGUCGCGCUCCAAGAGCUCCAGUCUCAGCCGGCUGGAGGAAGAAGGCGUUGUGAAGGAAAUUGACAUCAGCCAUCAUGUGAAAGAAGGAUUUGAGAAGGCAGACCCUUCACAGUUUGAACUGCUCAAAGUUCUAGGACAGGGAUCCUACGGGAAGGUGUUCCUGGUGAGGAAGGUGAAGGGACCUGAUGCUGGGCAGCUCUACGCCAUGAAAGUUCUUAAGAAAGCGACCUUAAAAGUCCGGGACCGCGUCCGCUCCAAGAUGGAGAGGGACAUUCUGGCCGAAGUGAACCACCCAUUCAUUGUGAAGCUUCAUUACGCCUUUCAGACGGAAGGAAAGCUGUAUCUGAUCCUGGACUUCCUGCGGGGAGGGGACCUGUUCACCAGACUCUCCAAAGAGGUAAUGUUCACUGAAGAGGAUGUCAAGUUCUACUUAGCAGAACUAGCCUUGGCCUUAGACCACCUGCACGGCCUGGGGAUCAUUUACAGGGAUCUGAAGCCUGAGAACAUCCUCCUGGAUGAAGAAGGACACAUUAAGAUCACAGAUUUCGGCCUGAGCAAGGAGGCCAUCGACCAUGACAAGAGGGCGUACUCGUUCUGUGGGACCAUCGAGUACAUGGCACCCGAGGUGGUGAACCGGCGGGGCCACACGCAGAGCGCCGACUGGUGGUCCUUUGGCGUGCUCAUGUUCGAGAUGCUGACGGGCUCUCUGCCGUUCCAGGGGAAGGACCGGAAGGAAACCAUGGCGCUCAUCCUCAAAGCCAAGCUAGGGAUGCCCCAGUUCCUCAGCAUGGAAGCCCAGAGUCUGCUGAGAGCGCUCUUCAAGCGGAACCCCAGCAACCGGCUAGGUGCUGGCAUGGAUGGAGUCGAGGAAAUUAAACGGCACCCCUUCUUCGUGACCAUAGACUGGAACAAGCUGUACAGGAAGGAGAUCAAGCCGCCCUUCAAGCCAGCGGUGGGCAGGCCCGAGGACACCUUCCAUUUCGACCCCGAGUUCACAUCAAGGACGCCCACAGAUUCUCCAGGGGUGCCCCCCAGUGCCAAUGCACACCAUCUGUUUAGAGGAUUCAGUUUUGUGGCAUCGAGCCUGGUCCAGGAGCACUCGCAGCAAGACCCCCACAAGGUCACAGUUCACCCCAUCGUGCAGCAGCUGCAUGGGAACAACAUCCACUUCACCGAUGGCUAUGAGAUCAAGGAAGACAUCGGGGUGGGCUCCUACUCCGUGUGUAAGCGAUGUGUGCACAAAGCCACAGACGCAGAGUACGCUGUCAAGAUCAUCGACAAGAGUAAAAGGGACCCCUCGGAAGAGAUUGAGAUCCUCCUGAGAUACGGCCAACACCCAAACAUCAUCACUCUCAAAGACGUCUACGAUGACGGGAAGUACGUGUACCUGGUGAUGGAGCUGAUGCGUGGCGGUGAGCUCCUGGACCGCAUCCUGCGGCAGCGGUGUUUCUCGGAGCGUGAGGCCAGUGACGUGCUGUGCACCAUCACCAAGACCAUGGACUACCUGCACUCCCAGGGGGUGGUGCACCGAGACCUGAAGCCAAGUAACAUCCUCUACAUGGACGAGUCUGGAAACCCCGAGUCCAUCAGAAUCUGUGACUUUGGGUUUGCCAAGCAACUGCGAGCUGAGAACGGGCUGCUGAUGACACCCUGCUACACGGCCAACUUUGUUGCCCCCGAGGUCCUAAAACGGCAAGGCUAUGAUGCAGCAUGCGAUGUGUGGAGUCUGGGGAUCCUGUUGUACACCAUGCUGGCCGGAUUUACCCCUUUUGCAAAUGGGCCAGAUGAUACCCCUGAGGAGAUUUUGGCGAGGAUUGGCAGUGGGAAGUAUGCCCUCUCCGGAGGGAACUGGGACUCUAUAUCUGAUGCAGCAAAGGUCCUAGUGAUGUUACAGAACGAUGGUCCUUGUGUCACAGACGGACUGAGUGGGGUUACAGAAUGAUGGUCCUGGUGUCACAGAUGGACCAAGUGGUGUUACAGAACGAUGGUCCUGGUGUCACAGACAGACUGAGCAGUGGUACAGAAUGAUGGUCCUGGUGUUGCAGAUGGACCGAGCGGUGUUACGGAAUGAUGGUCCUGGUGUCGCAGAUGGUCCGAGCGGUGUUACAGAAUGAUGGUCCUGGUGUUGCAGAUGGACCAAGUGGUGUUACAGAAUGGUGGUCCUGGUGUCGCAGACAGACCAAGCAGACCCCCACCACAGAGGUGCAUGUCUGCUGUUAUAAGGUCCUUUGCAUCUGGGCUUCUUGGCCGCUCCACACCAUUUAUGACCUGCCUCAUUUCUUCUGACCAUCAGACUCUUGGUCUUUUUAGUCAGCAUCAUCAAAUUCUUCUCUAAUCAAAUAAUAAGUGAUAAUCCCAGGUACUAGAAGAAACAUCACCAACAGUCUGUUUUCUGUGUUGCUGGAAAAGGAGUCAGAAGAUCUGGGGUCCUGAUUCCAACUUCACCAUUGCUGUGUGACCUUGUCCAAUGUUGAUGGGGGAGCUGAUGGUGGAGGUGAUGGUGGAGAUGAUGAUACAGGAGAUGGCAGGGGGUGACAGUAAAGGUGGUGGUGAAGGUGAUGGCAGAGCUGAAGGGAGAGGUGAUGGUGGAAUUGGAGGCAGGGGUGAUGGCGAAGGUGAUGGCGGAGCUGAAGACAGAAGUGAUGGUGAAGGUAUGGUAGAGUUGAAGGCAGAGGUGAUGGUGGAAGUAACGAUGAAGGGGAUGGUGGAAGUGAUAGUAUAGGAGAUGACAAGGAGUGAUGACAGAGGUGGCAACACAGGUGAUACAGGAGAUGGUGCAGAUAAUGGCAAGGGUGAUGGUGGUGGUGGUGGCAGAGGUGAUGGUGGAGGUGGUGGCAGAGGUGAUGGUGGAGGUGGUGGCAGAGGUGAUGGUGGAAGAGAUGGGGAGGAUUAUGGCAGGUACACCAAGCACUUCCUUCCACACACUCUGUCUCAGAACGAGGAUAGGAGCUGUCUGAGUUAGAGUUCUCAAAGCAGAGCCUGAAACGAGGACCUGAAUACUAGUGGUCUAGCUGGAGGGUGAUCCCAGGAAGCAGGGAGUGGAGGAGCAGGGAGAAGGUAUCAAAGAAGAGGAAGGUCCAAUGUAAGGGUGUAUUAUGCAGGUCACCGUGGUGGGCAGAGGGGUCAGUGCCUCCCAGUUCACACACCGACUUCUUCUUGUCCCGUCACCCUUGUCCCUGCCACAUCCACGCAUUCCCCUCCCUAACUUCCCCUGGGCCUGUUCCCUCCUGAGCACAUCAUAGAGCCAGACCCCAGCCCUCCAAAUCUAGGCAAUGCCUGUUGAUGAGUGCUUUUAUCAGCAUCCUGCAUUUACUGUAUAAAAACGCAUUUCUUAAUGUGACUGACUGUGAGAUCUUGAGGAGGUCAAGAAAGUUCUUGCUUUCCUUUCUACACCUGAAGAUGGGAACAGUAAUACUUCCAGGAGAUAUUUGUUUCAAGAAGUUACCAAAAUUAAUGUUAUCAGAUAGUAAAAGGCAUUGGGUUUCUCUACAGAAGAAUGACAUUGUUAUAGUAUAUAGCAUUUCCACGUUCUGCUUUAUGACCAGAAAUUCAGUUGAGUAGUUCAACUUCAUGUAAUGUACACACCCUAAUUCAUUCCAUUUCAUUCCUAAAUGGAGCGAGGAUACUAAAGGAAGGAGGGUGGGUCAGUAGGCAGAACAUGGAUUCUCGUCUUGGGUCUUCCUUGGGCCAGCGAUGAAUCACUAUAGACUCCGACUUCUCCAUCUGCAAAAUGGGGGAAAUAACAUUAGCCUCUACCUCAGAGGUGGUUAUUAGUAAGAGAAGACGUAACAGGGGUGUCAAGACACUGCCUUGAAGAACAAUACAAAUGUAAAUCGCUAAAGUAGAGUGCUAUAAUUAAGUGAACGUUAGGAAUUUUUGUUACUAUUUUACAAUUAAGUAAAAAAAUUGCCUUUAUUGAACGUGAGUUUACGGAUACAGUAAAAGUAAUGAAAGCCAGAACCUGUGUAUCACAGCAACCUGUCAGAGAAGGAAAACACCAAUAUCUUCCACUAAAGUGAGUGAUAGAAAAGUGUUAAGACUGCACCCUGUCAAAGGCGGAAACCUUGCAAGACCCAGAAAAACAAGGCAGUCCCAUGGGAUUCCAGCUCUCCCAGGUUUCACCGUAUAUGUAUUGACUACAGGUUAUGGACUCUGUGGUUAGUAGUAAAUAUUUGUGAAUUGUCAUGAUAAAAAUGUAAUUACAUCAUUGUGAACUGGUUUGUAUCUGUGGAUAUUCUUUAUACCUAGAGCCCAUGAACUUGGAAAGAAUAUCAUUUUUACUAAAACAGCGUCUUAGUAGUCAACACGCAUCAUUUGGCAUUUCCACAUUUGAUUUCUCUUUAGACUUAAAAUCUUUUAUAAAAUAUAAGAAAGACUGAGGCGAAAUCCUAAGUUGGUGAUAGUUAACACUUAAAACCCAUUGGCCCUCUGGGGUCUUAAACACUAGCAAGCAGCCAUCUAAGAUGCAUCAAUUGGUCUCAGACCACCUGGAUCAAAGGAGAAUGAAGAACACUGAGGACACAAGGUAAUUACGAGGCCAAGAGACAGAAAGGGCCACAUGAACCAGAAACUACAUCAUCCUGAGACCAGAAGAACUAGAUGGUGCCUGGCUACAACCAAUGACUGACCUGACAGGGAACACAACAGAGAACCCCUGAGGGAACAAGAGAGCAGUGGGAUGCAGAACCCAAAUUCUCAUAAAAAGACCAGACUUCAUGGUCUGACUGAGACUAGAAGGACCCCGGUGGUCAUGGCCCCCAGACCUUCUGUUGGCCCAAGACAGGAACCAUUCCGGGGGCCAACUCUUCAGACAGGGAUUGGACUGGACAGUGGGUUGGAGGGGAGGGGUGAGCUUCUUGGAUCAGGUGGACACUUGAGACUAUGUUGGCAUCUCCUGCCUGGAGGGGAGAUGAGAGGGUGGAGGGGGUUAGAAGCUGGCAAAAUGGACACGAAAAGAGAGAGUGGAGGGAGAGAGCGGGCUGUCUCAUUAGGGGAGAGUAACUGGGAGUAUGUAGCAAGGUGUAUGUAAGUUUUUCUCUGAGAGACUGACUUGACUUGUAAACUUUCACUUAAAGCACGAUAAAAGUUAUUUAAAAAAAAAAAAAAACCCAUUGGCCCAAAAAUGCAAAGACCCACGUUCAGAACGAUGGUUAGGUUUGCCCUCAGGAGAGAGGAGUUUUGCCAGGAGUCUAUCGACCCAGUGACCCAUUGCGUCUCCUUCCUCUCCUCUCCUCUUUU